AUGGCAGAAGCAACCAAUAUAGGAUCUCAGGAACUGCUGACUUGCUUGGUGUGCCUGGACAUUCUGAAGGAGCCGGUCACUACCCCUUGUGGGCACAAUUACUGCAUGGAGUGCAUCACAGGUUGCUGGGAGCAAGCUGGAGCCUACAGCUGUCCUCAGUGUAGAGAGACUUUUACCCCAAGGCCAGUGCUGUGCAGAAACACCCUGCUUGCAGAGGUUGUGCAGAAACUAAAUAAAAGGGGCUCCAACUCAGCUUUGCCCCAGAACUACGCUGGACCUGGAGAGGUUGAGUGUAGCUUCUGUGCUGGGAGGAAAUUCCGUGCUGUAAAGUCAUGCCUCACUUGCCUGGCCUCAUUCUGUGAGACUCACAUUCAACUGCACUAUGAGGGGGCUGCAUGGAAGAGUCAUCGACUAGUCAGCCCUACUGGAAAUCUGCAGCAAAAGCUCUGUAUGCAGCACCAGAGAGGUCUGGAGGCUUUUUGCAAAACUGACCAGAUGUGCAUUUGCCUGUUGUGUGUUGCAAAUGGACACCGAAGCCAUGAGACUGUGGAACUAGAGGCAGAAAGGGCAGAGAAACAGACCCAAUUGGGGGCUAUAUUGAUUGAAAUCAGAAGAAAAAUCCUGGAGAUAGAAAAGAGCCUGGAGGAGGUGAGACAGACUGUGAGGUUGGUUAAGGUCUCUGCAGACAGAGAAGUGCAGGAAGUGGAGAAAAAUCUUAUUGAUCUGAUCCGUGCCAUUGAGGAAAUCCGCAGAAGAUUGACUGGACUGAUCAGAGAACAGGAAAGGUGUGAAUCAAGAAAAGCUGAAAGGAUCAUGGAGCGACUGCAGGAGCAAAUGGAUGCUCUGAAGAGGCAAGAUGAUGAACUAGCAGAUCUCUCCAAGACAGAUGAUCAUAUUCACUUCCUUCAGUAUUUCCCGACUCUUUGUAUCCCUCCUGGUGAGGGUGAUUCACUUAGCAUUACUGUCGGCACAGACUUCUCCUCUGAGGACUUGAGGAAAGAGCUGUUAUGUUUGAAGGAGCACUUGGAUGAGAUUAGCCAGAAGGAACUUGCAAAAAUCACAGAGAGAGGUGAUGGUAUAGUUUCCAUGCUCAGAUCACCAGAGCCAAGGAGCAGAGAGGACUUUUUAAAAUAUGCAUGUCACCUUACAUUGGACCCCAACACGGCACACACACGCAUUUCUUUAUCUGAAGGUAAUAAGAAAGCAACAUGGAUGGAAGAGGCUCAGUCCUUUAGUGAUCACCCUGACAGGUUUGAUUGUAAGCUCCAAGUUCUCUGUGCUGAGGGCCUGUCUGGAACCCGCUGCUACUGGGAAGUGGAGUGGAGAGGUGGGGCAUGGAUAGGUGUCACAUAUAAAGGAAUCAACAGGAAGGGACGGGAUCUUUCCUGUCUUCUUGGAUGGAAUAACAAAUCAUGGAGUUUAUUUUGCUCUAGUUCAAGCUACAUUGCUUGGCACAAUAAUAACAAGACAAAGAUCAGUGCUCCCUGCUUCUCCAGAAUUGGGGUAUACCUGGACUGCCCAACUGGUUGUCUGUCAUUUUAUUGUGUCACAGACACAAUGAUGCUUUUGCACAGGUUCAUGGCUACUUUUACUGAACCUCUAUAUCCUGGUUUUGGACUCCACCCUUAUCUUGAUUCCAGUGUUACAAUCUGUGCUCCAGACCAGUCUUCUCAGUUCUGACUUGUCCCUGUCUAGUGUAAUCAAGUCUGAUGUAGAGAUUGAA
This is a messenger RNA of Polypterus senegalus (gray bichir), 1723 nucleotides long. RefSeq names its product tripartite motif-containing protein 16-like. Gene Ontology annotation, molecular function: zinc ion binding; protein binding. Bases 1 to 1680 code for a protein of 559 amino acids. The record is from RefSeq and is a predicted model, not a curated record. The transcript has 6 exons. NCBI's taxonomy places the organism in Eukaryota, Metazoa, Chordata, Cladistia, Polypteriformes, Polypteridae.